UUUGCCGCCGCCAAACGGCUAUAGGCCGGGCGGCUAAUGGUUAAAUGAAUACAAAACAGUUCUCUCCUCUGUCAGUCUCCUGCACACUGCUUUGCAUGGUUCUGCAUAGCAGAGCCAUACAAAGCAAUGUGCUUACAGUGAAGCACACAGACACCGCCCCAAAGUAAAACAGCACACUGUUAACCCUUUGAUGGCCCCACAUGUUAACUCCUUCCUGCCCAGUGCCAUUAGUACAGUGUUAGAGCUUUUUAUUAUUAGUACUGAUCACUGUAUUGGUGUCACUGGGGAUGUCAGUGACACCAAGUCAGUUCCCCCCCCCCAGUGUCAGAAUGCACGCCACAGUCCCGCUAUAAGUCGCUGA
Messenger RNA from Staurois parvus, 361 nucleotides. Lineage: Eukaryota; Metazoa; Chordata; Amphibia; Anura; Ranidae. The record is from the annotation of a GenBank genome assembly.